Molecule: messenger RNA, 1143 nt
Organism: Dermacentor silvarum
Lineage: Eukaryota; Metazoa; Arthropoda; Arachnida; Ixodida; Ixodidae
Product: solute carrier family 22 member 16
Exons: 1
Coding region: 1-1143 (380 amino acids)
Biological process (GO): transmembrane transport
Molecular function (GO): transmembrane transporter activity
Source: RefSeq, a predicted model, not a curated record
AUGAAAACAACGCAGGAAAACUCGACAGCAGAACGCCGGGUGGUGGAGUGCCAAGAGUGGGACUACGACAUCGGCAACCACGCUGACAGCAUUAUCAGCCGCUGGGACCUGGUGUGCGGGAGGCGCUGGCUCCAUCAGCUGUCUGUCAUCGGUUUUAUGCUGGUGGCGAUGGCGUUCGUUCCGGCUUCCGGUGCGCUGUCCGACCACACGGGGCGUCGGCCCGUCAUCCUCAUCAUGACUGGGACACUCUUCAGCGCCAGCCUAAGCGUGGCCGUGGCGGAGACUUUUCCAUUCUUCCUCGUUGCCCGGUUCGUGGUGUCCUGUUCGUGCAACGCUGCCGCCAUGAUCCUUUGCGUGCUCCUCUACGAGAUGACCGGAAAGGAACGGCGUGCUCUCUACUGCGUUUGGGCCACGGGCGUCGGCGUCACCUUUCCCGUACCCUUCCUAAGGGCCGUCGGUGCCCUUCAGCCGCGGUGGGUGCUAGCGCAGGCCGUUCUCGUGUUGCCGACCGCCGUACUUGUCCUGCUGUGCUACUCCUUGGAAGAGUCGCCCAGCUGGCUGAUCAGCAAAUCGCGGCUGCGUCGGGGGGAGCAGGUGAUGCUCAUUGUGGCGAAAGACAACAGGGUCAACAUCGAGAAAAGCCCAAAUCUCGCUCCGGUUCCUCCGACGCCAAUAAAACAGCACAAAAACCUGCAGACGGCCUCAUCUACCGGGCUAUUGAAAAGCGAAACUGGGAGCGAGUUGGCUGCGCGCAGUGCCGUAUUCUGGCGCCAGGCAACCUCCGUGGUCAUAUGCUUCGUUAGCCUCACGUUCGUGUUCUACGAGUUCGUGCUGAAGGAGAAGCUGAUCGGCGUGUACCAGGCCGCAGGUCACCUAGCCUUACAGUGCUGUAUUUACUUCGGUGCCUGCCGGGUCAUAGUCAACAAUGGCCAGCGCGAGACCCUCACCUUAAUGUUGGCGCUGCUGGGCUUGUCGACGGCCGCCCACGCCGCGGCGCAGUUUCUUGACUUCUCAUUCAUGCUUCCCAUUCUUCGCAGCUUGGUGCUGGCAGGGUGCUCGGCCUGUCUCAGCGUUGCCUACAGUUACACGGCCGAGGUUAUUCCCCAUCGCCAUUCGCACCACUGGUCUUUGUCUCGCAUAUAG